Messenger RNA from Pichia membranifaciens NRRL Y-2026, 1224 nucleotides. RefSeq lists its product as hypothetical. Gene Ontology annotation, cellular component: nucleus; cytoplasm. NCBI's taxonomy places the organism in Eukaryota, Fungi, Ascomycota, Pichiomycetes, Pichiales, Pichiaceae. The record is from RefSeq and is a predicted model, not a curated record. The coding region runs from base 1 to 1224 and encodes 407 amino acids. The transcript has 2 exons. Gene Ontology annotation, biological process: peptidyl-arginine methylation. Gene Ontology annotation, molecular function: protein arginine N5-methyltransferase activity.
AUGUCAGAUUUACAUGAGCUCUGCUACUUCAAAACUCGUCCGAUUACAAAAGAGGAAUACCUUGUGCCGUUAAAGGCAUACCUGAAAGCCGGAAUUCCUGCUACUUAUACCACCGAAGAGGCACAUAACUAUGAACAUGGCAUAGAGGAAGAGCCUGAGAGCAACACGACACCAAUGCACCUAAUUUGUGAGAAUGUACCCGGUGACGCCGAUGAAGAGGAAGAAAACGUUGUUCUCGAAAUGAUGGAACAAUUGUGGUUGAAUGGGGCAGGAUGGUGUCUCUUGAACAACAAAAACGAGACACCUGGGUGUGUGUUAUUAAGAAGAGGGUUCCAUGGGACGAAGUAUUGGGAAAGCUGUGUUGAUUCGGGUGUACGCGCGGAGGUCUUGUUGAGAAAGUUGAAUGAUCCUAAUGUUGAGUUUCUUGACGAUCCUCUUUCAGAAGAUGCAAGUGACGAAGAAGAUGUACCGGAAUUGGUAGAGGAAAAUGCAUCGGAAUCUGUUCAAGACAUGUACAAUGGCCCUGCAGGCGCCACGGAUACAUACCUAAACACAAAGUUGGAAUAUAAGGACGAUGCCUUGGUCACGAAGGAAGGUGCCGACGGCGUCAUGAUGCAAUGGGAGGACGAAUUGAUGAAAGCUGGGUCGGAAAGUCUCUUCAAGCACAUAGAAGAUCCAAACGACGUGAACAUCCUCAACAUCGGCUUUGGAAUGGGCAUCAUUGACACAAUGAUUCAGGCCAAGAACCCAACCAGACAUUAUAUCAGCGAGGCACAUCCCGAUGUUUUGAAGAAGAUGAAGGAGGACGGGUGGUACGACAAGCCUGGUGUCGUCAUUCUGGAAGGGAAAUGGCAAGACACCCUACCAGACCUCCUCACAAAGGGUGUCUUUUUCGACGGAAUAUAUUACGACACUUUCAGUGAGCAUUACGAGGACAUGGUCAACGACCUAUUCGAUGUGGUGGUCGGUCUAUUAAAACCAACAGGGACAUUUUCCUUUUUCAACGGCCUGGGAGCUGACCGCUUAGUAUGUUAUGAGGUGUACAAAAAGGUUGUGGAUCUCGAUCUAUCCAACUACGGGCUCUCCGUGGAGUUUCAAACAAUGAAAGCACCUGUGACGACCUUAAAGGAGAAUGACGACUCCGAGGAUUCGGUGUGGAAGGAUAUCAAGCGUGCGUACUGGAGGUGUCCGCUUUACUACCACCCAGAGGCUAGAUUCAUGUAG